Meriones unguiculatus (Mongolian gerbil) is the source of this 1026-nucleotide messenger RNA. Its product is annotated as zinc finger protein 431-like. The record is from RefSeq and is a predicted model, not a curated record. The transcript is spliced from 3 exons. Gene Ontology annotation, biological process: negative regulation of transcription by RNA polymerase II. Lineage: Eukaryota; Metazoa; Chordata; Mammalia; Rodentia; Muridae. Gene Ontology annotation, molecular function: DNA-binding transcription repressor activity, RNA polymerase II-specific. The annotation marks the transcript as partial.
UUGACCUACAAUGAUGUGCAUGUGAACUUUACUCAAGAAGAAUGGGCUUUGCUGGAUACUUCCCAAAGGAAUCUUUAUAAAGAUGUGAUGCUGGAGACCUACAGGAACCUCACUGCUAUAGGCUACAGUUGGGAAGAUGAUAAUAUUGAAGAGCAUUGUCAAAGUUCUAGAAGAUAUACGAGGUGUAAAAAGAAUCAUUCUGGAGAGAACCCCUCUGAAGAUAUUCAAUAUAGUGAAGUCUUUGUACAUCACAGUAGUCCUCCCAUAUAUAAAAGAAAGCAUACUAGUGAGGAUCGCUAUGAAUGUAUCCAAUAUGGUAAAACCUUUGCCUGUAACAGUCAUCUCCUAAUACAUGAACGAAUUCACACUGGAGAGAAACCUUAUGAAUGUAACGAAUGUGGUAAAGCCUUUGCACAGAAUAGUCAUCUCCUCCUACACAAAAGAACUCACAUUGGAGAGAAACCUUAUGAAUGUAACCAAUGUGGUAAAGCCUUUGCACAGAACAGUCAUCUCUUACAACAUAAAAGAAUUCACACUGGAGAGAAACCUUAUGAAUGUAACCAAUGUGGUAAAGCCUUUGCAUGUAACAGUAAUCUCCUAAUACAUAAAAGAACUCACACUGGAGAGAAACCGUAUGAAUGUAACCAAUGUGGUAAAGCCUUUAAACAUAGCAGUCAUCUCCUAAUACAUAAAAGAAUUCACACUGGAGAGAAACCUUAUGAAUGCAACCAAUGUGGUAAAGCCUUUGCACAGAACAGUCAUCUCGUACUACAUAAUAGAACUCACACUGGAGAGAAACCUUAUGAAUGUAACCAAUGUGGUAAAGCCUUUGCACGUAAGGGUAGUCUCCUAACACAUAAAAGAACACACACUGGAGAAAAACCUUAUGACUGUAACCAAUGUGGUAAAGCCUUUACACGUAACAGUCAUCUCCUAAUACAUAAAAGAACUCACACUGGUGAGAAACCAUAUGAAUGUAAGCAGUGUGGUAAAGCGUUUGUAUGUAACAGUAAUCUCAUAAUACAC